AGGGGUCACUUUUCAAAGAGGGCGCUACGCCUUUGAGCCGCCCGCGCUUGCGCAGAUGUGAAUAGCGGGCUGUUGUGUCGGCAGCGCAUGCGUGUUGGCCGUUUGCUGUGAGCGUUGCUGCCGCGGCCACAACACAGGAGCGGGGGGGGGAGGAGGAGGUGGGCUGAAGCCGACCGUGGCACCGCUGCCGCCACCACCAUCAUGUCCUGCAGCCUCCUGCAUUUCUGCUCCUUCCAGGAUCUCCGGUCCAUCCACGAGUUCCUCUUUCCGCAACAGAAGGAGGAAGCGAAGGGCGGCGAUAAAGAACACAGCUGGGAGGAUGAAGACUGGGGAGCAUGGGAAGAUGGUGAAUUGAAAGAAACUAAGGAAGAUAAUUCUCCAAGUAAGGCACCAACUGUAUCAUGGUUACAAGAUUGUGUGAUAUCAUUGUCACCAACCAAUGAUCUGAUGGUAAUGGCAAGGGAUCAGAAAGCUGUAUUCCUAGUGCCAAAAUGGAAGAAUAACGAAAAAGGUAAAAAUGAAAUGCAAUAUUGUGUUACCUGGAGCGGUACUUUGAAUGUUGAAGAAGGUGAAUGUGUCAGUAGUGCUAUUUGCAUACCAUUAGCAAGUCAGAAGAGAAGUUCCACAGGACGACCAGACUGGACGUGUAUAAUUGUUGGUUUUACCUCGGGAUAUGUACGAUUUUAUACUGAGAAUGGAGUUCUUCUUUUAGCUCAACUUUUAAAUGAGGACCCAGUUCUGCAGCUGAAAUGUCGAACUUAUGAGAUACCCAGGCAUCCUGGUGUCACAGAGCAGCAUGAAGAAUUGAGCAUUUUGUAUCCAUUUGCUCUUGUGACAAUAGAUGGAUUCAGCCUCUUUCAGUCUCUUCGUGCCUGUCGAAACCAAGUAGCAAGAGCUGCAGCUUCAGGUGCUGAAAGUGUGCAACCUCCACCUUUAACGUAUAAAAAAUGGGGUUUACAGGACAUUGAUGUGAUUGUGGACCAUGCAAGCAUAGGAAUCAUGACACUAUGUCCAUUUGAUCAGUUGAAGACUGCCUCUAUUUUAGGUGGAGUAAAUGCUACCGUAAAGAGCAGCCCACCAGCCAUGUCAGCAUAUGUAACGGUUGGUUCUGGUCCAUUCACAGGGUUUUUCUACGCUUUGGAGGGUAGCACUCAGCCUUUGCUAUCACAUGUUGCUUUAGCAGUUGCCAGCAAACUCACAUCAGCUUUAUUUAAUGCAGCUAGUGGAUGGCUUGGCUGGAAAAACAAACAUGAUGAAGAAGCAGUGCAAAAACAGAAGCCAAAAGUUGAACCUGCAACCCCUCUUCCUGUAAGGUUUGGGAUUCCAGAUUCUCGUCGGCGUGGAGAACAUGUUUGCUUAUCACCUUGUAACACCCUGGCAGCUGUAACAGAUGAUUUUGGCCGUGUCACAUUACUCGAUGUAGUAAGAGGAGUAGCAAUACGUAUGUGGAAAGGAUAUCGUGAUGCAGAGGUAGGCUGGAUCCAGGUAGUAGAAGAUCUUCAUGAAAGAGAAAUGGAGAAAAGCAACACGUCUCCCUUCAGCAGUCCCACAGGUCUAAGGCGUGUGGCUCAAUUCCUGGUUAUUUAUGCUCCAAGGAGAGGAAUCCUAGAAGUAUGGAGCACCCAGCAAGGUCCUAGAGUUGGAGCAUUUAAUGUAGGAAAACACUGCAGGUUAUUAUAUCCUGGAUACAAGAUAAUGGGAUUGAACAACGUUACCAGCCAGGGUUGGCAACCACAAACCUACCAGAUUUGUCUAUUUGAUCCAGUGGAUGGUAAUGUGAAAACCAUCAGUGUUCCCUUCCAUCUUGCUCUUAGUGAUAAGAAAAGUGAAAGAGCAAAGGAUAUGCAUUUAUUGAAGCGGCUAACUGUUUUGUUGAAGGCCAAAGUCUCUAAUCCUGAAACUUUAGAAACAGAGAUAAAGACUCAUCUUCUUGAUAUUAAGUAUCCUACCAUGAAAAAGCAGGCUUUAGAAAGACUACUAGCAAGUAAAAAUAUCCCACUAUCUUGCUUAACAAAUUUAAUCCAGGCACUGUUGGACAACUUAAUGAACCAAGACCCUGAAAGUGUUGAUGAAGGAUUGUUGCAAUUUUGCCUCAGUCAGCUGAAAUUGCUGCACCUUUAUACAUGUGUAAGCAAACUCAACUCUGAAGACGUGGAGCAGAAUGGAGCUAAAACUAGUAGUGAAUUGGCUUCUUUGCUAAGACUAGAAGAAAGGGAAUCUGAAAAAAUUCAAACACUUCUGGAGAAUUAUCGUCAAGGAAAUACCAAAAGUACAGUUCAGUUUGAGGAAGAUGAAAAUUAUAAACUUCCAAUUCAAAUGUUCUUGGAAUAUCUUGAAUUUGAAAAAGAAACAGUUAAUGUGAAGAAAGUAGAUGAAGAAGAAUAUGUUGCUUUGGGCAAUUUCUUUUUCUGGAAAUGUUUAUGUGGGAAGUGCUCUGUGGAAGAGAUGUGCCGUUUGCUGGAGUCAGCAGGAGUGAGGCCUCAGCAAUUUUUGUCUCUGCUUCUUUCUAUGUGGCUCUUCAGGGAGAAAGAAAUCCUCAAGAACCAGGAAUCAAUUAGCUACCUCCAUAUUACGCUAUCACACUUAAUCAAAAUGAAAGGUGCCAUUGAUGAUUCAUGGGACCUUCAGUCGGUGUCUCCUUGGUGGCAGCAAAUGCGCACUGCAUGUGCACAAGCAGAGAAUAUUGGAGCUGCAUUAUUAGCUGCGCUUAUUGGAAGGAGUGUAUCUAUAAGUGUAACAAACAGUCUGGCUGAGAAAGAUCGGGAGGAAAUUGGUUCGGAUGGAAUGACUGAUUCUUGGGAAGCAUUGUCUCUUGAUAUGGAACACUGGAAUAUGUUACUGAGACAGCUUGAAGAUUGUCUAGUUCUCCAAACACUUCUGCUGAGCAAAGGGAAUAAACCAACCUGCUGUCAUUCUGAGCCACUUUCCCGUAUUUCUGUGAAAAAACUUUUGGAGGGUGGUAGAGGGGUUGUUGCUGAUGGUGUGGCAAAAUGGAUAUUCAAACUGGAUCUUACUCCAAGUAUUCUGAAACAGGCCCAUCAGUCCAGGAGAUUAGAAAGUACUGAAGAACCAGUGGAAGAAGAGCACAACAUUCUCUUCCAUGAGAAGUGCAGAGAGCUUGGCUUGGAAAGGAUAUUAGAGUUUCUUCAGUUGGCUUAUGAGCGAUUUCCAUACAGUCUAGAACCUGAUGUUCUUCAUGCACAUUGUUGUUGGGAAUACGUAGUGCAAUGGAACAAAGAUCCAGAGGAAGGCCGGUUUUUGAGCAGAUCUGUGGAUCAUCUGAAAUGCAUUGCCAAUGGUCAUGUUCAGCGUGGUAUUGCUGUAAUGAUGUGGAAUACUUUUAUUGUAAAGAGACUGUCAGCUGCUGCUUACCUAAUGGAUAAGGUUGGGAAAGCACCGAAAGACAGACUGUGCAGAAGAGAUGUGGGCAUGAGUGACACAGCCAUGACUUCUUUCCUUGGCUCUUGUUCACUGCUGAUUCAGACUUUAAUGGAGGCUGAAAUUAGCAGUGAUGAGAUGAAGGAACCACUUCUGGAGAUAGAAGACACCUGGUCAGCUAUAGAGGGUCCAACAUCAAUAGUGGAUCUGGCUCUAGAACAAAGACAUGUCCAUUAUCCAUUGGCUGAACACCACUACAUUCUAGCUGUUAUUAUGCAUGGAAUAAUGCUUUUUGGAAUGAAAUCUGUCAAAAUAUUUAGUCUAUUUGAUAGUAAGGGCAAAAAUGCAUUUUUCAAGGAGUUGACCUCAGUCCAAUUGCUGCCAAGUGGUGAUAUGGAUCCUAACAUCAUCUCCCUCAGACAGCAGUUCUUAAUGAAAUUAGUCAGUGCUGCAGUCCAAGAACUAAUUAAACCUCCAAAUACUGAGCAUGCUUCUGAACAUCAAUCUUAUCAAGAGCAAAAUGAAGAUUGGCCCUUGGUGGCAGUAGAGCUGUCUCAGAACCUCCAAGUGAAUGAGGAUGUUAUUCGACGACAUCAUGUGUGUGAACUAUACAGUCAUGGAAUUGACCACAUUGGUGAAGAGGCAAUUCUCCAAGUACAUGAUCAAGAGGUUCUGGCAUCCCAGUUGCUUGUGCUGACAGGACAGAGGCUUGCAUAUGCUUUACUUCACACUCAAACUAAGGAGGGAAUGGAACUGCUGGCCAGACUCCCUCCAGUGUUGUGCACUUGGCUUAAGGCCAUGAAUCCUCAGGAUCUUCAAAACAAAGAUGUGCCAAUUGUAGCAACAGCUCAAUUGGUGAGGAAGGUGAUAGAACUCUUACCUGAAAACCAUGGGCAAUACAGCCUGGUGCUGCAUCUGUUGGAAGCAGUUGAUGCCAUAUCAUCAUUGUGACACGAGUUGGCUAAUUUUUAUUUAAAGUGGUUUCCAGACUUGACCAGCUGGGAAGAGCUUGGAUCAUUAUGUAAAUUUGACAUUUUGUUUUGGAUAAUCAUGUUACUGACUGCUUCAUAUUUAACAGAAGCCUUUAGUACCCAUCUAUGAGUUCUUAUCCUAAUACCCAAAUACAUCUGCAUGGCCAUGGUUGCAUACUAGUAAGCUUUGCUUCAGCUUUCUCAUUAUUGUAAAAAAAAAAUGGUAUUGGUUUCAGAGGAUGCCAUAUUCUGUGUUGCUUUAACUGUGCAAAAUAGAUGGCAGCUAAAGAAAGUCUAUACCUUAAGGUAUUAUGAAGUGAAUUAAUUGCAUAGCAUGUGGUCUUUCUGGAUAUUUAUACCAAGCCAUAAAUCUAUGGUUUUAAAUCCCCACUGUUGAAGAUGGACAAACAAGCAUUUUGCAAAUUUGCUGUAGCACUAACCGGAACCACACCAAGAAUAGCAAUGACUAUUUAAUGAAGCUUUCUGUAACUAAAAUAAAGGCAAAAUUGUAGUUUAUUUUAUUAAUGUAAAAGA
Molecule: messenger RNA, 4883 nt
Organism: Pristis pectinata (smalltooth sawfish)
Lineage: Eukaryota; Metazoa; Chordata; Chondrichthyes; Rhinopristiformes; Pristidae
Gene: rab3gap2
Product: RAB3 GTPase activating protein subunit 2 (non-catalytic)
Exons: 35
Coding region: 202-4329 (1375 amino acids)
Biological process (GO): regulation of GTPase activity
Source: RefSeq, a predicted model, not a curated record